UUAUCCCUCAUUUACAAUCCCAAACACCCGUCAACUCCCCACCUCCCUCCUUCUUCCUUCUGCUCCAUUAAACCUGCAAAAAAAAAAAAAGUCGUUAUCGAAAGAACCUAAUCGAAGCAAAAGGAGACAAGGUCAUACUUUAAAGUCGAAAUGGUGUACGUAAUGUGGCAGAUCAGACCAAAAAAUGAAGUUGUCGACGUAUCAUCCUUAUAUGCGGGUGCACCCACAUGGUUUAGUAUUAAGCUUCAUCAUGGUGGGAAGUUUACUAAGUUACCUGACAUAAAGUAUACUGGAGGUGAAGUGCGUUAUGUUGAUUAUGUGGACAUAGAUGAGUUUUCUGUACAUGAACUUGAUGCCAUAAUGCUUGACCUAGGUUACCCAGACCCACGGAUGAUUGAAUUGAGUGUUGAAUCCCCAGUGAUAUACUACCAUUUCAGGAUACCCAAUGAACAUGGGAAGACAAAUCUACUCACAUACUUCAUGUCUCCAAAUGCAAAGGGUAAAGUUGUCAUUGAGGAAUUACCAGAAAAUGAUGAUCAAGGGGCUAAAUAUGAGGCUGAAGUUCAUGUAGAAUCUCCAUUGAGAAAUAUGAACCAUGUCAAUGAUGAACCAAUUGGUGAGUACAUGUCUUUGAUUCUUUUUGGGAGUAAAACUGAUGCAUUCUCUCCAGAGUAUAGAAGGGGUAGAGUUGGGAAUUCAAAAAGAGAGGAAGGUUCUUGUAGCAAGAGGCUUAAUUUAGAGGAUAUUGAUGAUUUAAAAGAGAAGGAAAACACUAAUGAGGAUGAGAUGAUUGAUGGAUGCUACAACACCCCACCCAUUAAUGAUGAUGAACAAUAUAAUGAACUUUUUGACAACCUUAUGGAAAAUUUAAAUGGAAGUGAUGAGUAUGUUGAAGAGUAUGAAGGGGAUGUUGAAUCUGAAGAGAGUGAUGAAGAGUAUGAAAAGGAUGAAGGUGAUGAUCAUGAUGGGAAACAAUCAGAAAAUGAAGAUAAAGUGGAUGACAUAAUGGAUGAGGAGAACAAUAUAGAAGAUGUUGAUGUGGACAUGGCAGACUUCUUUGUAAAUGUUGAAAGUGAUGUUGAAGGAGCAUGUAUUAAUGAUGGUCAUGAACCUGAAGAUAUGGAAGUGAUCAACAAUGAGGAGUUCGAAUCAUUGGAUGAAGGAUCAGACCAAGACAGAGAAAGAAGAGCUCUCAUAAGAAAUUUGGGAAAAGAAAAAAGGUGCAACUUUGGGUCAGUACAUAUACAGUCAUUCUCAGUGGGGCAAAAGUUUAAAAGUAAAAAAGAAUUAAAGGAGUUAAUUGAUGUGCACGCACUAGAAACAAGAAGGAAUCUAUUCUUUAAAAAAAAUGACAGUCAAAGGCUUAGGGCACAGUGCAGAGGAGUUGUACCUGUCAUCAAUAAAGGUCAAGUGGGGACUAAACCUACCACUUCAAAAAGCAAGGGCAAAGAAGUAAAGACACAAAAAGAAACAUGUGGUUGGUAUAUACAUGCAUCUAGGUCAAACCCCGAAUCUGAUUGGUUUAUAAGGACCUUAAACCAAACUCAUACAUGCUUACAAACAAGAAAACUCAGAGCUUGUACUGCUUCUUUAAUCUGCAAGAAAAUCAUAGAUCAAGUUGAGGCAGAUCCGAAGAUUCCUUUGAGAGCCAUACAAGAUCACUUUCAAAAGACCUACCAGGUGGGUAUUUCAAUGGAUAAGGUGUUUAGGGCAAAAGAUAUGGCAAGAAAGCAUGUAACUGGGGACUACACAAAACAGUUUGAGUUGUUGAGGGACUAUGCUCUUGAACUUCAAGCUACAAACCCAGACACAACAGUCAAAAUAGAUGUGUGUCCUAAUGGCAACCCUGCAUCCCCAACAAGGCAGUUUAGAAGGAUUUAUGUAUGCUUGGGUCCACUGAAAAAAGGUUUCAAAGCAUGUCUUAGAGACUUAGUAGGUUUGGAUGGUGCCUUCAUGAAAGGCCCAUUCCCUGGUCAGGUUCUUACAGCAGUUGGUCUAGAUUCCAACAAUGGAAUUUAUCCCUUAGCCUAUGCAAUUGUUGAGUCUGAAAACACAGCUAGCUGGAAGUGGUUUUUAGAAAACCUUGGGGAUGACUUGGAGCUUGGGAGCAACUCAAACUAUACUUUCAUAAGUGACAGGCAAAAGGGAUUACAAAUUGCAGUUGAUCAAUUGUUUCCCAAUGCUGAGCAUAGGUAUUGUAUUAGACAUAUUCAUGACAAUAUGAGAAAGAAGUGGGGGCAAACUGAGUACAGGGACCAUUUAUGGAGGUGUGCAUCAGCAACCACCAUUCCUGAGUUUGAACAUUUGAUGAAAGAGUUUAGUGAGUAUGAUAAGGAGGCAUGUCAAUGGUUGAAGCAAAUUCCUCCUGUACAUUGGGCAAGGAGUCAUUUCUCAGGAAGAGCUGUUUCUGAUGUGUUGAUUUCAAACAUGUGUGAAGUGUUUAAUGGGAAGAUAGAGAAAGGCAGGGACAAACCUGUAAUUUCAUGUUUAGAGUUCAUUAGGGAGUAUCUAAUGAAGAGGAUAUGCAAUGUCAUGAAGGCAAUGAAGAAGGCUAAAGGUCCACUAACACCUACAGCAACAGACAUCCUAGAUGCAAGGAAAAAAAGUGCUUCACAAUAUAUUGCUAGGUGGAAUGGGGCAAACAAGUAUCAAGUCACUGCAGCAUUGCAAGAUCAACAUGUGGUGGAUGUUAGGAACCAAACCUGUACUUGCAGAAAGUGGGAAUUAAUGGGAAUACCUUGCAGGCAUGCAAUUGCAACUCUGAAUGAAAUGAGCAAAGACCCUGAGGCUGAGCUUGACAUUUACAAGUGGGUACACAAGGUGUAUUGGCUAGAGACAUGGCAAAAAGCUUAUUCAUUUAAGGUGGAACCAAUUAAAGGGAGACCCAUGUGGCCUAAAAGUAAUUGUCCAACAAAGCUAAUCCCUCCUCCACAUCACACUCAGGUGGGAAGGCCUAAGAAAAAAAGAAGACAAAGUGAGGGUGAAAGGUUAAGCAAAAGGCAGAAGGCAAGUGCAGGUGAUGGAGUCAAUGAGAUGCAAGGAGAAAAUUCCCAAGGGCCAAGAAAUGAUGGAGUGCAGAAGCUAUCAAGGAAACAUGUUAGUGUUACUUGUAGCAAAUGCAAGAAUAAAGGACACAACUCUAGGACCUGUAAAGGGCAAGGAGGGAAUCAAUCUAAGAAGUGA
Lactuca saligna is the source of this 3183-nucleotide messenger RNA. The record is from the annotation of a GenBank genome assembly. Lineage: Eukaryota; Viridiplantae; Streptophyta; Magnoliopsida; Asterales; Asteraceae.